AUGGAAAAGUUCCCCGACUUCGUCGAUACGCCUCUGGACGAGUCUCCCGCGGAGAGCCCUCUAAACCCUCCGGGCUGGGCAAACGGCGCGCCCCCUCGUCCCUCAGAUCGAUGGCUACCUGUCUCGAGGCAAGAUAACGGCUGGGCAACAGCGUCUCGAGGGCAUGGUCGCCAAAAGAGUCUUACAGAUGCCAUUCGUACAAUAAGAGGUCGCAAUGGCAGUGUUAGUCAGAACGCCCACGAGAUCGCCGAUGCUCUGCGAGCCCCUGUCUCCCCGAAACUCAUUAUUCUGUGCCUGUUGUGGUACGCUUCGUCUGCGCUCACAAACACCUCUUCAAAGUCCAUCCUGAUAGCCUUUGACAAACCUGCGACUUUAACGUUGGUCCAGUUCGCUUUCGUAUCGUCGCUAUGUAUGUUGAUGGCAUGGAUGGCGACCUUGUUCCCCAUCUUGCGAACAAAGAUCACAGCUCUUAAGCACCCAAUUCGAAAGCCUACCCGCGACGUUAUCAGAACGACCCUUCCACUUGCGGCAUUCCAGAUCGGAGGCCACCUCCUCAGUUCGACAGCAACCUCCAAGAUCCCUGUAUCACUUGUUCAUACGAUCAAGGGUCUUUCGCCCCUCUUUACCGUCUUCGCUUACAGAUUCGUGUACGACAUUCGGUACCCGAGAACUACAUACUUGUCUCUGAUCCCUCUGACGCUUGGUGUUAUGCUGGCCUGCUCUGGCAAGACCACCUAUGGUGGAGAGCUCAUCGGGGUUAUCCAUGCUCUCCUAGCUACCGUCAUCUUUGUCACGCAAAACAUCUUCUCUAAGAAGCUGUUCAAUGAGGCUGCUAAGGCUGAAGCUGAGUCGCCGCAUUCGCCGCCAAAGAAGUUAGACAAGCUCAAUCUGCUUUGCUACUCUUCCGGCAUGGCCUUCAUUCUUACCCUGCCUAUAUGGUUCUGGUCAGAGGGGUUCACUCUCCUCAUGAACUUCUAUCGAGAGGGUUCAGUUGACUUGAAUGAGCAGCCUAACUCGAUGGAUCAUGGACGACUCACUCUUGAAUUCAUCUUCAAUGGCGUUUUCCAUUUUGCCCAGAACAUUCUCGCUUUUAUCCUUCUCUCCAUUGUCUCUCCUGUUACCUACUCAGUCGCCAGUCUGAUCAAGCGUGUAUUCGUUAUUGUCCUGGCCCUCGUCUGGUUCAGGAGUCCCACAACGCCCAUUCAAGGUGCAGGCAUUGCUCUCACUUUCUUGGGUCUGUACCUUUAUGACCGAACAAAAUCGGGCAAUAAGGCCGAUCAAAAGGCGCAGUCAAUGCAAAACAAGAGAUCAUCCAUUCUACCCAUCACUAGCAACGGGUUGCGGCCUACGCCCAUCAUGGAAUCUCCUCAAAGUACGGAGCUCAACCCUUAUCACCAGGGUUACUUUGGUCGCCCGACUGCAGCUGAAGAUUCUAAGAAGACUGAUGAUGGCGGUGCCCGCACUCGUACCCCAGGUGCUGCGAAUGGAGGUUGGCUCCCUCCAGGUACCAAGCAGGAAGAUACAUGGCAUCCUGGUGAUCGUGUUGCCGGUGUCUAA
Fusarium sp. VM40 is the source of this 1557-nucleotide messenger RNA. NCBI's taxonomy places the organism in Eukaryota, Fungi, Ascomycota, Sordariomycetes, Hypocreales, Nectriaceae. The record is from the annotation of a GenBank genome assembly.